UCCGUCGCCGACCCGUUGCCCCGGCAACGAGCGGGGAAACGGCCGGCGUAGGUGCAGCUCUGCCCGGAAGGGUUGCAGCGGGCUGGGCCGGGCUCGGUUGGGACAUGCUGCAGCUCGGGCCGGGACAGCCUUCGAAAAUUCCGGGGCGCAGAGAAACAUGGCACUCCCCACGCUGCCCUCCUCCUGGUGCAGCCGGAGGCUCCCGGAUCAGCAGGCUGCACGACAGCAACGCCGGGAGCAGGAGGCCCAGCUUCGGCAGCAGUGGGAUCAGAACAGCCGCUACUUCAAGGUGUCUGACAUCUGCAGCUCCAAACAGGCAGAAUGGAGCUCCAAGGCCUCCUACCAGAGGAGCAUGUACGCCUACCAGCGGGAGAAGAUGAAGGAGGAGGGGAGGAAGCGUCUGGAGGCCCGACGGCAGAGACUCAGGCAGCUUCUGGCGGAGGAGCAGGACCUGCUGGCCAGAGAACUGGAGGAGCUGAGGCUGAGCAUGAACUUGAGGGAAAGAAGAAUCCGGGAGCAGCACAGGAAUCUGAAGUCAGCCCGAGAGGAGCAAAGGAAACUGAUUGCUGAACAGCUUUUGCAUGAACACUGGAAAAAGAACAACCCCAAACUUCGAGAGAUUGAAUUGGAACUUCACAAGAAACAUGUGAUAAACUCUUGGGAAACACAGAAAGAGGAAAAAAAACAGCAAGAAGCCGCCGAAGAGGAAAAGGAAAAACGGUAUGAAAAUGAAUAUGAAACGGCCCGACGGGAAGCGCUGGAACGGAUGAAAGCAGAAGAGGAGAGGAGGCAACUGGAGGGUAAACUGCAGGCAGACGCGCUGCGCCAGCAGAUGGAGGAGCUGAAGGUGAAGGAGAUGGAGGCCACCAAACUAAAGAAGGAGCAGGAGAAUCUGCUGAAGCAGCGCUGGGAGCUGGAGAGGCUGGAGGAAGAGCGGAAGCAGAUGGCAGCCUUGUGGCAGAAGGCGGAGCUGGGACGCUUUUUGCGACAUCAGUACAACGUGCAGCUCAACAGACGUACACAGCAGAUCCAAGAGGAACUGGAGGCAGACAGGCGCAUCCUGCAGGCGCUGCUGAAGGAGGAGGACGAGACCCAGCGUGUGCACCUGGCCCGGAGGGAGCAGGCCCAGGCCGAUGUGGCCUGGAUGAAGCGGGUCAUCGAGGAGCAGCUGCAACUGGAGAGGGCGCGGGAGGCGGAGCUGCAGAUGCUGUUGAGGGAGGAGGCUAAGGAAAUGUGGGAAAAGAGAGAGGCAGAGUGGGCCCGCGAGAGGAGUGCUCGAGACCGGCUGAUGAGCGAGGUUCUGACAGGAAGACAAAAACAAAUACAGGAAAAGAUUGAACAAAACCGACGGGAGCAAGAGGAAUCCCUGAGACACAGAGAGCAACUUAUUCGAGAUCUUGAGGAGGCCAGAGAGUCAGCUCAUCGUGAGAAAAAGGAGAGCGAAGAACUGAAAUCGGCCAGGAAGCAGGAGCUGGAAGCCCAGGUUGCAGAGCGCCAGCUGCAGGCGUGGGAAGCGGACCAGCAGGAAGAGGAGGAGGAAGAAGAGGCGAGGCAGGCAGAGCAGCUCACAGACGCCCUGCUGCAGCAGGAGGCGAAGAUGAUGACCGAGCAGGGCUACCGGCCCAAGCCUUAUGGACAUCCCAGAAUCGCUUGGAACUGACUCUGUUGAUACUGUAAGCACAGAGAGCAAGCACAUAUCCUGUUUAGGGUGGAUGCUCUGUGAGGCCUGGGGAAGUUAAAAAGCUGAACAAGAACAGGCACAGGAAUCAAACAAGUGCAUGGAUAAGCAGGAGUCACUGGCGGGCACAGAGCCAGUUGUAACUCGUGGGACUGAAGGAACCAUGUGUGCCAUAAAUAUAUUCAGUAUAUCCACAUUUCCUUAUGAAUAUAAUGAAUAUUUUUUCACAAUCUGGGUUUUUAGGUAGUUUUCAGUCUUCAUAAAAUAUAAAGCAUCAUUAUAAUGCCUUCAAAAGCAUUAACGUCAGCAGUGCCUGCUGACCUUGCCGAACUUCAGCCGUGAAGCCACCUGGAAUUUUAUUUUAUGGAGUUUGACAUUGUCAUGUCUUCAUUUUAGAGGGUUUUUUACUUUCUGACUUAAUGUUAUGAUCACUCAGAAGUUCUAAAAGGUAGAAAAAAAAAAUCUACCUCAAAGGAUAUAAGCAUGUGAUUUUUUUUUUUUUUUUGUGGUACACGGGCCUCUCACUGUUGUGGCCUCUCCUGUUGCGGAGCACAGGCUCCGGACGCACAGGCUCAGCGGCCAUGGCUCAUGGGCCCAGCCGCUCCGCGGCAUGUGGGAUCUUCCCAGACUGGGGCACGAACCCGCGUCCCCUGCAUCGGCAGGCAGACUCUCAACCACUGCGCCACCAGAGAAGCCCAGCAUGUGAUUUUUUAAGUUAAUUUUUUAUUAAGACUUUAUACAUAAGUAUUUCAUUUUUGGGGUGCUAAUAUAAAUGGUAUUAAUGAUGGUAUUAUUAUUUAUUCAUUCUCAUUUGGCUUCUAAUUUUUUUCUUUUAAAAAUGGUGUUUCUUGGACUUCCCUGGCAGUCCAGUGGCUAAGACUCAGUGCUUCCAGUGCAGGGGGCACAGGUUCACUCCCUGGUCGGGGAACUAAGAUCCUACAUGCCAUGUGGCAAGGCCAGAAAGUAAAUAAAUAAAAAUAGUGUUUCUAUAAACAUAUGGACACAUAACUUAUGUUGCACACAUUCAAGAUUAUCUCUGGCUAGAUAGCUAGAAGAACUAUUUCAGCCUUACAGUGAUGAUGAUGGGAAAGCCUUGUUUUAUGUUGUGACACUGUCCUUGUAGGGCUUUGGCACUCUUUUUCUCAUUUUGGUUAUUAGCUGACCUAAAAGACUUCUCUUUUGCUCAUUUUUUUCCCCCUAAACACCCAAUCCUCCAUUUCUAUGCAGAAACAAUUAUGGUAGAGAACAUUGCCGUGUUGAGAGUUCCCCAUGUGUGCGAUUAACCAAGCCGUGUGGCACUGUCAUUCAUGCUGCUGACUUGUCACUCCUGAGACAAACUGAACAGCCUGGCUUACAGUUACCAUACACAUUCUUGACGAUACAAGCGGGGUUCUUUGGGCACCUGUGCAGAGUUGCUUUGGCCUCUGCCAGCCUGUCAGGCCCAGGCACCACACAGGCCCUUCCUACAUGAUGUGAGCCAGGUCCCUGGCAUCCAGUGCCAUGUACACAUCGAUAACUCCUGGAUCUGUAUCUCUGGUCCUGACUCCUAUAUCUGCUAGCGCUCUGACAUCUCCACUAUAUGUCCCAAAGAUGCCUCAAAUUCAGCACAACAAGAAUAAUCAAAAGAUCUCUCCUAAACUCCCAUCAUUAAACGAAACAACAGCAACAGCCAUCUGGCCCUCCUGUGGCGUUCUCAGAUAAGUGAAUGGCAUCACCAUCCACCUGCCCGCUGCAGGAGCCAUACCCCAGGGCACUGAGUCCUGCUACUUUGACCUGAAAUCGCUGAGUCCAUCCACUUUGCUCCCUCUCACCACCAUCUAUCUUUCAUCCCUACCACUGACUUCUGCCUGAAGUCACCCAUCCACCUCACUUUUCUCUCCAUCCUGCAGAUCUUUUACAAACACACACCUGAAAUGAAAAUCUUCCACUGUCUUCAAUGGUGUCCCUCUGCAUUUAGGACCAAGACCCAAAUCCUCCCCUGGCCUACCAGGCCCCACAGUGGCUAGCCCUCCAGGAGCCCUCUCUAAAUGCACCAAGCUGCCCCCUAGCCCAGGAACAUAAGUAACAAUCAGACUGGAACAAAGAUGUUCCUCACAGCAUUAGUUAGAAUAGCAAAAACUGAUAACCUAUAUGUCCAACACGAGGAGGCUGUUUGAGUUUGGGGUAUUAUACAGUGAAUUAAAAUGAAAUGGAAUGCUUAAAAUUUUCUGAAAAUUCUGGAGAAAUGUUCAUGCUGUGUUAAAAAGCUGAUCAAAAGCAAUAGCUACGUAACUUCAUUUUUAAGGAAACAUACUAUUACUUUGUGGGUAUUUCUCAAAGUUGGGAUAAUGGGUAUUUCUCAUUUUGGGUGCUUUUCUAUAUUUUCCACAGAGAACAUUUAUAACCUUUGAAAUGAGGGGAAAAUGUUAUUAAAAAAACAAAGAAAAAGGCAAAUACUAG
This is a messenger RNA of Orcinus orca (killer whale), 4117 nucleotides long. It is a transcript of the gene TCHP, whose product is annotated as trichoplein keratin filament binding. NCBI's taxonomy places the organism in Eukaryota, Metazoa, Chordata, Mammalia, Artiodactyla, Delphinidae. The coding region runs from base 158 to 1660 and encodes 500 amino acids. The transcript has 14 exons. Gene Ontology annotation, biological process: apoptotic process. The record is from RefSeq and is a predicted model, not a curated record. Gene Ontology annotation, cellular component: keratin filament.